GCCAGACAACGCCGGAGUGUAAUUGCGAGUGUCCGUGCCCCGUUUCCGAUUCCGCUGCACGUUUCCGUGAUGGAAUAUGUACACACCUGCGAAAAGAAGCGAAAACAAUCAUAUCGUUGAGGCGUCAUUCGUUGUGCAAUUCCCCCGCCCAUGGAAAUGCUCAACAAAAGUCAAAUAAAUGCAGUAAAUACAACCAAAAAAAAAUAACAUUGGUCGAAUGCCACACGUGAGAUUUGGCUACAAUGGAAAGCCAGGUAGACGCUUUAAAAUCCGCAUCGAAUUCAUUAGCCAACCCCUAUUGAUAAGCCAAAUAGACGUUUAUUCAUUUUAAAGCUAUUUUAAAAACAUUUCGCUAAUGCACUUGACCUAUUUAAUAUGUGUGGCAACUGUACUGCUUAUUCUUCCGCAUUUUUCUGAAGGACAAAAAAGAACGGGUUUGGUAACCGCACUUGAGGUAAAGAAAUGCCUAAAUGUUACAAUCCUAAAAAAUGUAAAUAAAAAAAAGUUAUUGGGUGUUUGGUUCGCAUAUGCAACAACACCAGUGAAUAUACCCGUCUAUAAACGUCGUUGUUCAUCGUAUAAUGUUAAGGAAAGUACCUAUUUCGAUACCAACAUCGUGUAUACGGACUACAAGCAAGUGACUAUCACCUACGAAUGCAAAUACAACGACAUGACCAUGCUGAACGAUCUUAAAAUCCGCGUUUUAACACGCACUCGAACCCCUGCGGUCGAGAAUUUAAACAGAGCCUUAAUCUUUCUAGAUUCACUUUCAUUUCCAAUAAGUAAAUUGGAUUUCCUCAAGGCGAAAGCAUUCUGCUUUGAGUGGUACGAAUUGAAAUACCACUUGAAAAUCCGACCGGGUCGAUUCAAUGCGCCCGUCAACCGGGUUUGGGAUCAUUGACGAUGUGGCCGUUGAUGACAGCAUGAAUUAAUUGCAUAACUAUCGCUAAUUAUUACAACAUAAUCAAGGGAGGAGCUGCAGCCGUGGAGAGGAAAUCGUAUAACUUAAUUAGCCUGGGCUGGCCCAACCAAAAUCAAUUACCAACGACAGUCGCACUUGACUGAUUGGGCCCGGGUCCUUCAAGGAACCCAAUUGUGCUGAUUUCAGUGUCCUUGCUCCCAAAACUCACACAGAAAUUUAUAUAAAUAUAUACAUGUGCAUAUAUUGACACACAAAGAAAUUUAGACAUCCUAUUCCACUGAUUUGAAUUCCAUUAAAAUGAAACUAUUUAGCAAACAUGUAGAUGUACUUGAA
Molecule: messenger RNA, 1255 nt
Organism: Drosophila simulans
Lineage: Eukaryota; Metazoa; Arthropoda; Insecta; Diptera; Drosophilidae
Exons: 4
Coding region: 356-901 (181 amino acids)
Source: RefSeq, a predicted model, not a curated record